Messenger RNA from Didymodactylos carnosus, 1428 nucleotides. NCBI's taxonomy places the organism in Eukaryota, Metazoa, Rotifera, Eurotatoria, Philodinida, Philodinidae. The record is from the annotation of a GenBank genome assembly.
AUGAUUGAACAAAUAAAAUACAGAACAACAACAUUUAGCAGAAAUCCAUAUUUAUUACCUCUGUUAUCGGCAAAUUCUUCAUCAAUUAAAACAGAAGUCGAUGAUAAUGAAAAGAUUGAAUUAAAAGAUUAUCGAUAUUUGACAACAAAAUCUCAUCAAACAACUUAUACGCAACAACAUACAGAUUCAUACUAUCGACAUUUAUCGAAAAUAAUGUCGGACAGUUUAUCAUCAAAAAUAUCAUUGAGUCAUAAUCAUGAUAAUAAUAAUGAUGAGAAAUCAAAUGAUAAUAGUUAUUAUUUAGAAAAAUCAAAUCAUUACUCAAUAGUUCAAUCACCACCACGGAAAAAAUUGAAAUUUGGAGUUGAUGCAAUACUUGGAAAUAAUAGACAAUCCGAUACUGGAAUCGACGAUUCAUCAGACAGUGAUGAGGACGAACAAGAGAGAGAACUCAGACGAAAAAUAAGAGUAAGAACUGAAUCACCUUUAUCAUCAACAUCUAUAUCAUCUGGUGAACGAACACUGUCUUCCCCAAAAGAAGUAUUUCAUGAGAACAAUGAAUUAAUCCCACAUUCUCUUACUCCUUCAACAAAUGUAUCGUUGUCUCAAUUAUCAUCUUAUCCACAUCAGAAUCCAUCCUCCCAUAAUUUAUCUCAAUAUCCAUACAGUAUACCAUCAUUGCCAAAUGGUCAUCAUAUAAACACGUACAAUACAGGUGCAAAUGAUCUUUUACACGAUCGUUUUCUCUCCCAAUUGGGUCGACCAUCACCACCAUCAUCCUUCGAUACUUCGACACAACAUAACAGUUGGAAACCACCGCUACGUUCAUUUAUCGGUAAUCAACAUAGCUAUUUUUCACAUCAUCCAGCCGCCAAUUUGUAUUCAUCUAUGAAUUCGAUAUUUUGGCCAUUGGGUUUGAGAACAAAACCCCGACGAGGCAUGCUUCGACGAGCAGUAUUCUCUGAUCAACAACGAAAAGGUUUAGAAGUGGCAUUUUCAAAACAAAAAUAUAUUAGUAAACCGGAACGAAAAAAAUUAGCACAACGUUUAGCACUAAAAGAUUCACAAGUUAAAAUUUGGUUUCAAAAUCGUCGUAUGAAAUGGCGUAAUACAAAAGAGCGUGAACUUUUAACAACAACAGUGAAUAAUAAUCAACCAUCUUUAACAACGAAUGAAUCCACAAAUAAUUGUGACCUCAAACAUUCUGUAGAAACAAAAACAUUCUCUUCUUCGCAUGAUUCGUUAUGCAGCAUAAAACCAUCGUCAUUGUCAGACUUCUGCGAAUGUAACAAGGAUGAAAAUAAUAAAGAAGCUCACACACUUGUUGCCAGUGGUGAGAUUGAUUUACAAAAAACAUCAAAAAUACUUCGUCAAGUUUCUUAUCAUGAUCGUUCGCCAUUCCACAAUGAUCCACAAGAUCAACGGUGA